This is a messenger RNA of Radiomyces spectabilis, 1280 nucleotides long. Its product is annotated as CMP/dCMP deaminase zinc-binding protein. Gene Ontology annotation, molecular function: catalytic activity. Lineage: Eukaryota; Fungi; Mucoromycota; Mucoromycetes; Mucorales; Radiomycetaceae. The coding region runs from base 425 to 913 and encodes 162 amino acids. The transcript is spliced from 2 exons. The record is from RefSeq and is a predicted model, not a curated record.
CUUUGGAGUUGUUUAUUGCAGAAGUUGUACGCUUCUGGCAAGUAAUAAUGUUUCAGCUAUUCUAUGGAUGAACUUGCGCAACAUUCUGUUUAUUCGCACAUCUAGCCAUUUUUUUUUCCCAUUGGAUAAGUUGUGGAGUGGGUAAAAAGGUUAAUUAUCUGGUCAAAUGACAUGAAUGAAUGAGGCAAUGGAAUAUUAAACGAUGUGUUACCAUAGUAAUAGUGUCCAAGUGACGUUUUCCAUUCCCAUUCAAAAGUGUUAGUUUAGUGAUUCUGGGGUAUAAUCUGGGUUCCCACGACUGACGUUUUAGCAACCUUCGGUGCCUGAAGUUGCAAGUGUAUAAAAAGGGCGAUCAACAGACACAGACUAGCGUCAACAGGUAUUACCGAUCUUUUUUUUUAAAAAAAAGAAAUCACAAUCAACAAUGACAGCUACUGUUUCCCGUGAAACCAUGAUUGAAAACUUGCGACGUGCCGUGAAAGUGGCUCAACGGGCCAAGACGUUUGGCAAGCAUCCUUUUGGUGCCAUCCUCGUAGGUCCUGAUGGUGACGUGUUAUUGGAACAAGGCAAUAUCGACACUCUUCAUCAUGCUGAAAGCACCAUUUGCCAUGUCGCAUCCACCAAUUUCUCCACUGAAUAUUUGAAAGGUUGCACAAUGUAUACCAAUUUUGAGCCCUGUGCCAUGUGCGCGGGUUCAUGUUACUGGGCUGGUAUUGGCAGGGUGGUCUACGGUAUGUCUGAAAGCCGUUUGUUGGAAAUGACAGGCAACAAUGACGAAAACCCCACCAUGUCCCUUCCUUGCCGUGUCGUCUUUGACGCAGGACAGCGAAAAAUUGACGUUCACGGACCCUUCCCCGAAUUGGAGGAUGAGAUCAGCGCCGACCACUUGGAAUUCUGGAAAUCCCACGGAUGAAUUAUCGUGCUCAUGAUCGUUUAGAUUACAUGUUAAACAAAUCGUUGGUUGCACUGAAACCACAGUCAACCGGGUUUUUCCUCGAGGAAUCAUCCAACGUCUUUCACUAACUUUUUGUAGGGCCGAUUCAAAGACUCAAAAUCGAGCUUAUUCAUUUGCGCAUGCUUUUUGGCUCAUUUGAAAGACAUCAGUGUCACGCAUGCGCCAAAAAUGGUUUCCGCAUGAGCUUUGUAAAAAGGACCAAUAACCAUUUGUCUACAAUUCACCCUACUCGUGCAUAACUUUUUCUCUGAGUUACAAUAACCGAUUCCCAAAGAUAACUGAACUCAGUUGACGAAAAUAAUGAAAUAAAUAAAAAUGAAGAGAG